UGGUGCUAAGUGUAUCCACAGAGCAGAGCAGAGCAGAGCACUGGGUCUAUAAAUUGUGUAUAGUUUUUAUGAAUGAAGGACCAUGCUACCACACAUUCACUUCUCUCAUUUCUCCUUCUUCCCUCUCCAAACUCAGUGAGGAAUCAGAGAAAGUUAUUGAGUUGAGCAACUAUGACCAUGGAAGAGGGGAGGGUGGUGAACCAGGACUACACCCAAGAUGGCACUGUCAACAUUAAAGGCAAACCUAUUCUUAGAUCCAAAAGUGGCGGUUGGAAAGCUUGCUCCUUUGUUGUUGUGUAUGAGGUAUUCGAAAGGAUGGCUUAUUAUGGAAUAUCAUCAAAUUUGAUUCUGUAUCUUACAACAAAGCUUCACCAAGGCACAGUAACCUCUGCAAACAAUGUCACAAACUGGGUUGGCACCAUUUGGAUGACACCAAUUUUAGGUGCCUACGUUGCUGACGCUUUCCUCGGUCGCUAUUGGACUUUUACCAUAGCCUCUACCAUUUAUCUCUCGGGUAUGUCUCUGCUUACACUGGCGGUGUCCCUUCCGAGCCUAAAGCCACCUGCAUGCUAUGAAAAGGAUGUGACAAAAUGCGGGAAAGCCUCGACACUACAGCUAGCAGUGUUCUAUGGUGCACUUUACACUCUAGCAGUGGGAACCGGAGGAACCAAACCCAACAUCUCCACCAUAGGAGCUGACCAGUUUGAUGAUUUUCACCCUAAAGAGAAGUUGCAUAAGCUCUCUUUCUUCAAUUGGUGGAUGUUCAGCAUCUUCUUUGGGACCCUCUUCGCAAACAGUGUUCUAGUGUAUAUCCAAGAUAAUGUGGGUUGGACUCUUGGGUAUGCUCUUCCAACUCUUGGCCUUUUAGUGUCAAUCAUGAUAUUCCUGGCAGGCACACCCUUCUAUAGGCACAAGGUGCCUGCUGGGAGUACCUUCACUAGAAUGGCUAGGGUCAUUGUGGCUGCUUUGAGGAAAUGGGAAGUCCCUGUCCCUGGUAACUCUAAAGAACUAUAUGAACUUGACAAGGAAGACUAUGCAAAGAAAGGGAGCUACAGAAUUGAUCACACUCCAACACUCAAGUUCCUUGAUAAGGCCUGCGUUAAAACAGAUUCAAACACCAGUCCAUGGAUGCUUUGCACAGUUACACAAGUGGAGGAGACAAAACAAAUGCUAAGGAUGAUUCCUAUCUUGGUUGCUACAUUUGUUCCUAGUACAAUGAUGGCUCAGAUAAAUACCCUUUUUGUGAAGCAAGGAACUACUCUUGACAGACACAUCGGAAGCUUCAAAAUUCCCCCUGCUAGUUUGGCUGCAUUCGUUACUGUGUCCUUGCUUGUGUGUGUUGUGCUCUAUGAUCGUUUCUUUGUGAAGAUCAUGCAAAGGUUUACCAAGAACCCCAGAGGCAUUACCCUGCUUCAGAGGAUGGGAAUUGGCCUUGUAAUCCACACACUGAUCAUGAUCAUUGCAUCUGGGACCGAAAGCUAUAGACUCAAGGUUGCAAGAGAACAUGGGGUAGUUGAAAGUGGAGCACAGGUUCCUUUGAGCAUAUUCAUUUUGCUUCCUCAGUUUAUACUGAUGGGAACUGCCGAUGCCUUCUUAGAGGUUGCCAAAAUCGAGUUUUUCUAUGAUCAAGCCCCAGAACAUAUGAAGAGCAUUGGGACUUCCUAUUCCACAACUACCUUAGGCAUUGGUAACUUCAUCAGUUCCUUUCUUCUCUCAACAGUGUCACAUGUCACCAAGAAAAACGGUCACAAGGGGUGGAUUUUGAACAACCUGAAUGAGUCUCAUCUUGACUACUACUAUGCAUUUUUCGCAGUACUAAACUUCCUCAACCUCAUCUUCUUCGCGUUUGUUACAAGGUUCUAUGUAUAUAGGGUUGAAGUUUCAGAUUCCAUUGACGUGCUUGCAAAAGAACUGAAGGAAAAGACCGUGUCCAACGUUGUGAAUCCCAAAGACUAGUUGAUUGGGUAUCUAAUCAAAGGAAGAAAACUAAGACCCAUUAGUUUCAAAAAACAGCUGUUAUGUACAAAUUUGGAUGGCCAAAGAACUACGUAUGUGUGUGUUGACUUUGGAAUGGUUGUGGUCAUUGGAAGCCACUUCAGAAGAGAACCUAAUCAAGUUAUAGUUAUUGGAGGUCGUUUUAGCAUGUGAUCGUUUUUCCUUAUCGUUUGUAACAUUCGAGAAAUGUCACAUGCAUCUCGAAAAAAACAAGAUUGGAAAAAAGAAAUGUAAUGUGUUUGAUGUUUAUCUUUUUAAAUCUUCUCUGGCCACUCAAGCUUUUCUUUAGUCAAGAAAUAAAGGGUUGAAGACAAAAUCUAUCAGGUUAGAUUUUUA
Molecule: messenger RNA, 2331 nt
Organism: Vigna unguiculata (cowpea)
Lineage: Eukaryota; Viridiplantae; Streptophyta; Magnoliopsida; Fabales; Fabaceae
Product: protein NRT1/ PTR FAMILY 5.2-like
Biological process (GO): dipeptide transport; transmembrane transport
Cellular component (GO): membrane
Molecular function (GO): dipeptide transmembrane transporter activity; tripeptide transmembrane transporter activity
Source: RefSeq, a predicted model, not a curated record